AUGAAAACAGAGGCACUGAUUUUAUCCUGCGCCACCACUACAAGUAAUUACAGCACUAGAUACAGCAACUCCAAACAUUACCGACGUCUCGGCUACAAACAGCAAGAACUAGAUCUUCCAACAGUCAAAGUCGACCAUGUCGAUCAUGGCAUCAAAGAAAAAACUCCCGAGAAAAGCCGGCCAAUGUGCCAGAUUUCUGGUCUCCGAAAACUCAAACACGCAAACAGUUUCACCGGCAUGGUACCUACACAUGGCGUGGAAACACCCCACAAGGACGAACUGACAAAGAUUCUGAAUGACGUCAACAAAUGGGGAGUGGACGUGUUUAAAAUCAGCGAAUACUCCAACAACCGACCUCUGACCUGCGUGACGUACACCAUAUUUCAGGAGCGAGACCUGAUGAAGACGUUUAACAUCGCCCCACACACACUGGUCACCUACCUGAUGCAUGUUGAGGAUCACUACCAUCGAGACACCCCCUACCACAACUCCAUCCAUGCUGCUGACGUCACACAGUCCACGCACGUCCUGCUGUCGGCCACAGCUCUAGAGGUCAAAUGUGUUUACAGACUUGGAAAUCCUUGCGGCAAUUUUUCCUGUGCCAUCCAUGACGUGGACCAUCCGGGCCUCACUAACCAGUACCUCAUCAACACAAAUUCAGAAUUGGCUGUGAUGUACAACGAUGAAUCAGUUUUAGAAAACCACCAUCUUGCCGUGGCUUUCAAGCUUCUACAGGAGGAGAACUGUGACAUCCUGGCGAACCUCUCCAAAAAACAGAGACAGUCUUUCCGCAAGAUGGUUAUAGACAUGGUUUUGGCCACAGACAUGUCCAAACACAUGACACUACUAGCCGAUUUAAAGACAAUGGUGGAAACUAAAAAGGUUGCCGGUUCUGGUGUCCUUCUCCUAGACAACUAUCAGGACAGAAUACAGGUGCUUCAGAACAUGGUUCACUGCUCUGAUCUGAGCAACCCAACCAAACCUCUAGAGAUCUACAAGACUUGGGUGGACCGGGUCAUGGAAGAGUUCUUUAGACAGGGAGACCUGGAGAGACAGCAAGGGCUGGACAUCAGCCCUAUGUGUGACCGACAUACAGCAACCAUUGAGAAAUCACAGGUUGGGUUUAUUGAUUACAUUGUACAUCCACUGUGGGAGACUUGGGCUGACCUGGUUUAUCCGGACGCCCAGGAGAUCCUCGACACUCUUGAGGACAACCGUGACUGGUACAGCUCAAAGAUCCCCAUCUCUCCAUCCUCCAGCUUCUGCAGCAUGAAGCAUGAUGGUGAAGACAAGUUCCACUUCAAUGUUGAAGAAGAUGGUGAAACCCACAGUCAGAGUAGUGUUGAAAGUGAGCAGUCAGUUAUACGAGUUCCGGCACUGACGACGUCACUGGACAAUUCACCACCGCCAUCUCCUACUCAGAUAAACUUCACACCUCAAACUGCUGAAAAUGAGUCUUUGCAGAACACCUCAAAUUCUUCAUCCUCCACUCCGAACACUGUCAACAGUUGUCACUCCUCCCAGAAUAACAGCCAAACUGUCACAGAUCAUCGAGAACAUAAGAAGAAAUGA
Molecule: messenger RNA, 1572 nt
Organism: Candidula unifasciata
Lineage: Eukaryota; Metazoa; Mollusca; Gastropoda; Stylommatophora; Geomitridae
Source: the annotation of a GenBank genome assembly